Messenger RNA from Oncorhynchus nerka (sockeye salmon), 1044 nucleotides. RefSeq lists its product as uncharacterized. The transcript is spliced from 6 exons. Bases 366 to 968 code for a protein of 200 amino acids. Lineage: Eukaryota; Metazoa; Chordata; Actinopteri; Salmoniformes; Salmonidae. The record is from RefSeq and is a predicted model, not a curated record.
ACUUCAGAAUAGGUCUGCCUGUGUAAAUGCAGCCAUUAUGUUGCAGAUGAGUUGUUCUUAGGAGAUCACCUAUCUGAAAACUCAUGCAUUGCUCAUUGUUCACCCUUCAUUGAGUUCUUAUUUAACACCACUAUGCUUUAUGAAUAAGUCAAAGUGAUGUGGUCUGUAUAGGCUACUGGUGCAGACAAGAACAUAUAAUGGGGUUUAUGAUGCUAGUUAUAUGGGUGUAAAAUAGAUUGACUUUCACUUUUCACAGCAAUUGACUUUCAUUUGUUUCCUGUAGAUCACAUGGUCAAAUAAAGGCAGGAGGGGAGGUGGGUGGGAGACUGCACAGCUUAUCUCAGAGGGAUCUGUCAUAAUCCACAAUGGAACGCAGAGAGGUGCCAAGAUUGAUGAAGUACUACACCAUCACCACCGACAAUUCUAUGGAUUCUCAUAUCCAGUUUAUGCAACAACUUGGAGGAGGCUUCACUGAAGUGAUGUCACCAGAGCAGAGUGAUGUCAUCAUGGCUUUCUGUCCCAUCGUCUCUCGUGCUGGUACUGAUAUUGAGGCAGCACUGCAGCAGAUUCCAGAGGGUAAAGAUGUCAUUCUGGUAGUCCUGCAUCACUAUUUUAACCCAAACUGCACUGCACCUGACAGCAGCAGUCUAGUGACCAGACGUGAUGUAAUACUCACAGUGGACUGUCUGUUCCAUGAGAGUAAGGGAGGACUACUGAACUGUCCUCUUAAUGAAGAAGCCGUUAAAGAGAUUAGGAAGAAGCUUGACAUACAUCCUGAGACCAAAGACCAGAUGGACAGUGGGUGGACGAUUUUCAAUGUCUGUUGUACAAUAGUUGUAAUCUUGGCCAUUGGGACUUUUUUUAAAGAAAAUGAUUUCAGAGAAAUAUGCUUAGCUUUUUGGCUGCAUGUCUGUUCCAACAGUGAAUCAAUGAUAACCUCACAACUGUGGAAGUGGGGCCAAUUCUAAACAUGUUUCCCACCAGAUAUACAUUUUCUGAUGUGAUAUCCUUCAAAAAUAGUAAAAGAGCAUAGAGGACUUGCCA